AUGGGCAGCUGGGAGGCCCACCUCUACGAACAGCCUUCUGAGAAACUGGAGGAGUUUAUCCAGAACUACCUGAGGCCCUCUGAAGACUGUCAGAAAGACAUCGACCAGUCAGUGGACACCAUCUGUGCAGUCCUGCAGAAACCCUGCCAGUCCCUCACCGGGACAGGGGUGGCUAAAUGCCAGGAAAAGCUGGACAAUUCCUGCCUGCUGCCUCCAUACGCACUGGAGCUGCCUACGGUCUAUGCCUGGGAACAGGGGUGUGGUGCGGAGGACUUUGAUAUGGCUGAAGGUGUCAGGACUGUUCUGAGGCUCAUCGAGAAGCAGGAGCAGCUAUGUGUCUAUUGGACAGUCAACUACAGCUUUGGAGGUGAGACCAUCUGCAACAUCCUGCUGAGCCAGCUCCAAGCCCUGAGGCCAGUAAUCUUGGAUCCAACUGACCCAACCAAUAAUAUGAGCAAAGAUAACAUCUCCUGGCCACUGCUAAAAAACGAAGCUCAAAACUGGUUGCAUUCUCACAGGCAGAACGAGUCGCCUGGACCAUCUUGGAAUGUUCUGCCUGCACCACUCUACAUGACCCCAGGCCAUCUGCUAGAUAAGUUCAUCGAGGACUUUCUCUAG
Molecule: messenger RNA, 618 nt
Organism: Rangifer tarandus platyrhynchus (Svalbard reindeer)
Lineage: Eukaryota; Metazoa; Chordata; Mammalia; Artiodactyla; Cervidae
Source: the annotation of a GenBank genome assembly